This is a messenger RNA of Euleptes europaea (tarantolino), 1890 nucleotides long. It is a transcript of the gene RBM47, whose product is annotated as RNA binding motif protein 47. NCBI's taxonomy places the organism in Eukaryota, Metazoa, Chordata, Lepidosauria, Squamata, Sphaerodactylidae. Gene Ontology annotation, molecular function: mRNA binding. Bases 105 to 1886 code for a protein of 593 amino acids. Gene Ontology annotation, cellular component: nucleus. The record is from RefSeq and is a predicted model, not a curated record. The transcript has 5 exons.
CUCGUGAUAGGGAGGAAAGGUUAUUCAAGCAAAGGUGCAGAAACGAACCUAUUGUGAUUGCAGGACUAGAAAGGUAUCCCCACAAUUUGCAUGAUUUGGACAUAAUGACAGCUGAAGAUUCCACGGCUAGAAUGAGCAACGAUUCCUCCAGCAUGCCAACAAACAAAAUGCCCGAAGGUGUCGCUGGCACACCUAAUGAGUCUGCGCUGCUGGCACUGAUAGAGCGCACUGGAUAUACCAUGGUUCAAGAGAAUGGGCAACGCAAAUAUGGUGGCCCACCUCCAGGCUGGGAAGGGCUGCAUCCUCCUCGUGGUUGCGAAGUCUUUGUCGGUAAAAUUCCCCGUGACGUCUACGAAGACGAACUGGUCCCUGUAUUUGAAUCUGUAGGCCGAAUCUACGAAAUGCGCCUGAUGAUGGAUUUUGAUGGGAAAAACCGUGGGUACGCCUUUGUCAUGUACACUCAAAAACACGAAGCCAAACGUGCCGUCAGAGAGCUGAACAACUAUGAAAUCCGUCCCGGCAGGCUGUUAGGGGUGUGUUGCAGCGUUGAUAAUUGCAGGCUGUUCAUUGGAGGGAUCCCCAAGAUGAAAAAAAGGGAAGAGAUUUUAGAAGAGAUCUCCAAAGUGACGGAAGGUGUGCUAGAUGUCAUUGUGUAUGCCAGUGCAGCAGACAAGAUGAAAAACAGAGGAUUUGCCUUUGUGGAGUAUGAAAGCCACAGAGCGGCAGCGAUGGCAAGGAGGAAACUGAUGCCUGGGAGAAUCCAACUUUGGGGCCACCAGAUUGCAGUCGACUGGGCAGAGCCUGAAAUAGACGUUGAUGAAGAUGUCAUGGAGACCGUAAAAAUCCUGUAUGUGAGGAAUUUAAUGAUUGAAACCUCAGAGGAUACAAUUAAAAAAGUCUUCGGCCAGUUCAACGCUGGCUGUGUAGAACGAGUUAAAAAGAUACGAGAUUACGCCUUUGUACACUUCACGAGUCGGGAAGAUGCAGUUCAUGCCAUGAAUAACCUCAACGGCACUGAACUUGAAGGAUCCUGUCUGGAAGUUACCUUAGCCAAGCCAGUUGAUAAAGAGCAGUAUACCCGUUACCAGAAAGCGGCAAAAGGUGGAGGAACCAGUGAAGUUACUCAACAGCCAAAUUAUGUUUACUCUUGUGAUCCCUAUACGCUAGCAUAUUAUGGCUAUCCGUACAAUGCUCUGAUUGGUCCAAAUCGAGAAUAUUUUGUGAAAGCAGGCAGCAUUAGAGGCAGAGGACGAGGUGCGGCAGGCAACAGAGCCCCUGGCCCGAGAGGUUCUUACCUGGGGGGAUAUUCCGCAGGCCGUGGCAUAUAUAGCAGAUAUCACGAAGGGAAAGGCAAGCAGCAAGAAAAAGGAUAUGAGCUUGUUCCUAAUUUGGAGUUGUCUGCGGUCAGUCCAGUUGCCAUUAAGCCUGGCGCAGUGGCAAUGCCGGCUCUUGGAACCCAGUAUUCCAUGUUUCAAGCAGCUCCAGCAGCUAAGAUGAUAGAAGAUGGAAAAAUCCACGCCAUGGAGCACAUCCUCAGUCCCAUUGCAGUCCAGCAGGACCCGGCUAGCGCAGCAGCAGCAGCAGCUGCCGCCGCUGUCAUACCUGCUGUUUCGACCCCUCCUCCUUUUCAGGGCCGCCCCAUAACUCCUGUGUACACCAUGGCUCCAAAUAUGCAGAGAAUUCCCGCCGCAGGACUCUACGGUGCAAGUUACGUCCCAUUUGCUGCUCCUGCUGCUGCAACAGCGACGAUAGCCACUCUACAGAAGAACGCAGCUGCUGCUGCUGCCGCCGCUGCCGCCUACGGUGGAUAUGCUGGCUAUAUCCCUCAAGCAUUUCCAGCUGCAACUAUCCAGGUUCCAAUACAUGACAUCUACCAAACCUAUUGAGACC